GGAGGCCAACGAUUGAUGUCAUGUACCUUGAGGACUGUUUACAGUCUUCUGUAGCUUGGCCUGCCAACAAAGUUGUCUUUGAAAACCAUGCAGAUGCAACAUGUCAGAAGUCUCCACUUCAUCAGGCUUCUGCAUCAACUCAUCAAACAACAAUAGAAAAGGCAGCAGCAUCAGGAGGAAAAGCACCAUCAUCAGGUCCACUAAAUGCAGCAGCUGGUUAUAAGUCUUCUGUUGAGAUAUCAAAAUCCGCAGCCACAACAAAAGGAACGAAAUCCGCAACCACAGUUUCAAAAUCUAUUGUUGAGAAGUCUCCAGCAACAUGUUCAAAGCCUCCUGUAAAGAAAAGUCAGUUAGCUUCACACUCCCCUCUACGAAGAUCUCCGCGUAAAACUGGAGCUGAAGUUAUCAAGGCUAAUCAGAAGUGCAAGUUAAUGGAUAUUAGUGGAAAGAGGCGGGUGGUUGGUGAAGGACGUGUGCAUUCAAUCGACCCAGACCAAAAGGUACACCAUGUUCGCUUGGGGGCAAAUGCAGCUAGAGUUUGGGUAGAUGUAGUGAAGAUAGAUGAUGCAGCAGUUUGGAGGCCAUCAGAUGAAAUCGAGUAUAUGAGAGAUUCACUUGGUUCAUCUAUUGCAUGGCCAAUGGAUAAGUUGGUCAUCUAUUGAGUAGAUGAAGAAACUGGGGGAAUGAAGAAACUUUGGUCCAGAUUAGGUAGUUUUAAUUAGUUUAAGACUAGACUAAUCAGCUUCUGUUAUGUACUUUGGAAUCAGACUUGUUAUGUCUUUUGGAUUUAGACUUUUGUUAUGUUGAAUGAUUCUGUAUAACUUUCUAACU
Molecule: messenger RNA, 831 nt
Organism: Arabidopsis lyrata subsp. lyrata
Lineage: Eukaryota; Viridiplantae; Streptophyta; Magnoliopsida; Brassicales; Brassicaceae
Exons: 3
Coding region: 21-662 (213 amino acids)
Source: RefSeq, a predicted model, not a curated record